Messenger RNA from Misgurnus anguillicaudatus (oriental weatherfish), 3390 nucleotides. The record is from RefSeq and is a predicted model, not a curated record. Lineage: Eukaryota; Metazoa; Chordata; Actinopteri; Cypriniformes; Cobitidae.
GCUCUGCAUCCAGCUUGAACCCUUUAAAAUCUCGUAGAUUCCUCCACAUUUCAAAUGCCGGUCCGUCCGAUAUUGAAUGUAAGAGCCAUAAUUCAUGUUGAGAAUUUAUUAUUUUCAUAUUUUUUAUUAUGUAAUUUUGGUACAAUAAUAUUAGUAAAUAAGUCAGUUCCUGUUGUGUGUAUUAUAUUUACCUGGUUUAUAUUUGUUCCUACUGCGCAUGUGCAGUUACGUCAUUUUUGUAGUUCACUAAAAGAGUUGUCGACGCACAUGCUAUACGUGCUCAUAAUUAGUGGAAGAACACAAGCUUUUGACCGUCUCACUAUCGCCUCAUUAUUUUAUAAUAGCAUAUUUAAGUUUAUAGAUCUCUUCAAAUAAGUUGUUGAGAAAACAUCGUUGGAUUAUGCUGUAUUUGCAAAUGUGAGUCUUUAUUGAAAUUUGGAAGAAGAAUAAAUCACUUUAAAGGAAUAAGGACUUUGAGUGAUAUAUACAAGAAAGCAAGAUACGCGUCAAAACUGGUGGAAAACAAAAAAGAAUCUCACAUGUUCCUUACAUGUAAGUCAAAAGCUUUCUACGUUGUUUGAGCAAAAAGAAAUUACUGCAAGUGCGCAUUAUAGAGCACGUUAGAAGACCGUGCACGUGGAGUCAGAAGGGCUAAUUUGCCACGAAUCAUAUCAUGCAAUGUUGUGUUCAAUGAAGUUAUGACUGAAGGGAGAUCGAUCAUAUUACUGCAUGCAAGAAGUGUUGAUGAACAUCUUAAUUCAUAAGUUAACUUGCACGUGUUGAAGUUUAAUAUAAUGGCGGACGGCAAAGACGAUGAUGAAGAUGCAAUUACACAGACUCAACGCAAGAGGGCGCCAACCGUCAAGGGUUUGGAAGAGAAACUCCACUUAAAGAUAAAUGCCAGAAGAAGCAAGUUGAGACAAUUAACUGCAAAAUCAAAUGAGAUUGAACUGCUCAUGGAGAAUGCUUGCAAUUUACUUGAUGUGGAAAAUAUACAGUUUAAAGUUUACAAACAGCUGUUUGAAGAAUUUGUUGAAAUUAAUGGAUCAGUGUUGCUGUAUUUAGUUGAUGAAGAGCAUGAUGCAGAUCAGAAUUUUUGGUUUCAACCCAAAUUAUUAUGCUGCAAAAAUUUCAUGGAAAAAGUGGACUUGUGGAUUAAAGAAACCAAGAAAAGCUUAAAGAUGUCUCAAACUUGUGACAAUGAAGUCACAGCUAUGGACAGUAUUUCAAUGGUGUCUUGCAAGUCAAACACUUCUAAUAAGUCAGGAAGUAAAGCAACUUCUGUUUCCAAAAAAUCCUCAAUAUCUAACGCAUCCACAGCUCGUCUUAAGGAAGAAGCUAACAGAGCAGCUUUGCUGGCUAAAGCAGCCACUUUGAAGGAAAGGCAGGAGUUGGAACUGAAAGAGGCAAAGUUAAAGGCUGAAAUGGAAAAGUUGGAAAUAGAAACAGCUCUUGCAAUGUCUUCAGCUAAAAUUAAAGUGUAUCAAGAUUGUGAAGAUCAGCAAUCGUAUGCAGGUCAAAAUGAGGCUGCCCAAGCAGCUACUGUAUGCAUUCCAAAACUGGAGCAAUAUGAAUGUGACAAAUACAGUGUAUCAUCAAAACAUGUCAAAAAGUCACCGCAUCAGGAGGUAACAUACCCAAGUGUGCCUGUAAGUGUCAGACCUAAGCAAACAAAUACUUCUAAGGAAAAGUCAGCAGCAGUAAAUGAAGUAUAUGGCCGUAAUGAUGAAACAUCAGAACUUCAAAGAGUGAUGCAACGUCAGACAGAUAUCACAGCAAUGUUAGUGAAGAACCAACAGAUGUCCUGUUUACCCCAACGUGAUGUUCCUUUGUUUCAUGGAGAUCCACUUGAGUUCAGGUCUUUUAUGAAAGCGUUCAAACAUGCUGUCGACUCCAAAGCUGACAGCAGUGCUGACAAACUGUACUUCCUGGAGCAGUAUACUAGAGGUGAGCCCAGAGAUCUUGUAAAAAGUUGUCAGCAUAUGCCAGAUGACCGUGGUUACACAGAAGCAAUGAAACUUUUGCAUGAGAAGUUUGGAAAUGAACUACAAAUUGCAACAGCCUUAAUGCAAAAAACAUUAAAAUGGCCUGAAAUAAAGUCAGAGGAUGGAAAGUCUUUAAGUGCAUUUUCAUUGUUCUUAAUCACUUGUCGCAAUGUAAUGGAGGACAUCGAAUAUAUGGAUGAGUUGGAUAAUCCUACCAACAUGAGGAUUAUUAUCUCAAAGCUACCUUACAAGUUGCGCGAAAGAUGGAGAGCAUAUGCUUACGAGUAUGAGGAGCACAACAGAAGAAGAGCCAAGUUCAUUCAGCUGGUGGAGUUUGUUGACCGACAAGCAAAGGUAAUAUCAAACCCACUUUUUGGAGAUCUGGAUGCUUUGGCAGGUGAUAAAAAACACACCAACAAGUUUCUUCAAGGAACCAAGCAAAAAAGAGAAGGAAAAAAGAGCAGCAGUUUUGUAACUGACAUCAAACAGGUUGGUGAAACUCAAAAGGACACGACUGCGAUAAAAACCAACAGCACAUUAGUCAUCAGUGCUUUCACAAAACCUUGUGCUUUCUGUGAGAAAAACCAUACCUUGGAACAAUGUUACCAGUUUGGUGCUAAAGCAUAUGAAGACAAACUGGACUUUUUAAGAAAGAGUGGAUUUUGCUUUGGAUGCUUAGUUAAAGGACACUUAAGCAAAGACUGUAACAGAAGAAGUACAUGUCAGCUGUGCGCAAAGAAACAUCCUAGCAUGUUACACUUAACCACACAAGACAAGAUUCCUGAGAAGGAAAUGGUUAAAGUUGAAAAAACUGAUGUUAACACUUUACCUGCCACAGUGAGUCAUGAGACAAGUGCCUGCACCGGGUCUGAAGACAAUUGUGUUCUUGCCAUAGUACCGGUCAAGAUAAAGUCCAGAAAGAGUGAUAAGUGUGUGGAAGUGUAUGCCUUUAUGGACCCAGGCAGCUCGGCCACGUUCUGUACUGAUGCACUAGCAAGACGAUUGAAUGUUCAGGGAAGAAAAGUUGACAUGAUGCUAAGCACUAUGAACUCAAAGCAACGAGUGGAAAGUUAUGUACUCACUGACUUGGAGGUGAGUGGAUUAGAAGAGAACAACUUCAUUGAGCUUCCCAAAGUGUUUACACAAAUGAGCAUACCAGUGUCAAAGGAAAACAUUCCACAACAACGUGAUGUCGACAAAUGGCCAUACCUCAGUGAAGUGAAGUUGCCUCACAUUGAUGCUGAAGUGGAAAUCCUCAUAGGAAACAAAUAGUUCAAGCUUCUAGAGCCUUGGAAAGUAAUUAACAGUAAGCAUGAUGGGCCAUAUGCAGUGAAAACAGCCCUUGGAUGGAUUUUAAACGGACCUCUUAGAGAACCUGUUGAAGAAAGCAUGCAUGGAGAUGCAC